Messenger RNA from Paramecium sonneborni, 1717 nucleotides. Lineage: Eukaryota; Ciliophora; Oligohymenophorea; Peniculida; Parameciidae. The record is from the annotation of a GenBank genome assembly.
AAAUAACUUUGAUAAGUAUAUGAUACGAUAAAUGAAAUAAAAAAAAGAAAUAAGAAAGUCUAAGAAUUCUGAUGAUAUUACUGAGCAUCAUGCAAAAGCAUUACUGGAACGUUUUCCAUAUUCAAUAAAAGAUUUUAAUUUUAAAGAAGUUCCAACAUUGCAUGUUACUUAAGAGUUCUUUAAGGAUCCUUUUAAGACAAUAGAUGAUUUAUAUAGAAAAGGUUAUGAGAAAUUUGGUAUAGUGAAAUUACUUUUACCAAAUGAAUUAAAAGUUCCAGAGAAGAAGUUCUUUAAUGAAUUAGAGAUGAAAUUGAAAGGUAAAAGAGUGGAGACUAGAGUAUAAACUUUAAAUUCUCAAUAAGCAGGGGAGGUAUUUCAAUUUAAUAGAUUAGAUAUUUGGUUCAAAUACAACAGGAUUUACCUUAUAAGAGUAUAUUAGAUAUGCAAAUAAGUUUGAAUGUAGUCAUAAGUUAUAAGGAUAAAGAGAAGUUUCAAAUCAAAUCAGAUAGAAUGAGAUAGAAUUCUGGUCAAUAGUAGAUUUCCCUCAUAGGUAUGAUGAAGUAGAAGUAGAAUAUGCAGCUGAUUUAUUGGCUACUAAAUAUGCUACAGGUUUUUAAGAAGGUUAAUUGGGAAAUUUAAGUUCAAUAAACAAGAAUUGCAAUUCUAUUUUUUAAGUUCUCUAAUAAAAAAAUGAGAUGAGUGGGAUAUCAGUACCUUGGCUAUAUUUAGGAAUGAAGUAUGCUAAUUUUUGUUGGCAUAAAGAAGAUUUAAAUCUAAAUUCUUUAAACUAUAUGCAUGCAGGAGCACCAAAAACAUGGUAUUAAUUUUAAAUUCAAUUUGAGGUAUGCUAUACCACCCAAUCAUAGUGAAAAGUUUUUAUAAUACUUCAAUAAGAAGUAUGAAAAUUAAAGAAUUCAGAAUCCUCGUCUUUUAUAUGACUUAGUAUGUCAGAUAUCACCUGUAGAAUUAAAUCAAUAAUAAAUUUAAAUCCUCAGAACAGAACAGCAUCCUGGUGAACUUAUUAUCACUUUAGGUGCAACCUAUCAUGCAGGAUUCUCACAUGGUUUAUUUUAAUAUAUAUAUAAUCUAAGGAUUCAAUUGUAGUGAAGCUGUCAAUGUUGCUCCUACUUAAUGGCUUGAUGAAUUUGAUCGUGCUUCUACUGAAUAUCGUAUGGAUGGAAAUCUUAAAAAAGUAUACUAAAUUUUUUAUAUAUCUAUUAAGAUUAGUUUCCCUUUAGAAUGGCUUCUCACCAAAGUUGUUCUUAUGGCAGAUCAAGUUUAAUUUACUUAAUCAUCAUGGAUUAAAGUAUUCUUUUUUUCUUAUUAUCUCUUUUUAGUUACUUGAAAAAUUUAAAAUCAUUAUUCAUUCUGAAAUUGCUAAUAGAAACACCAUUCUAGCUCUCUAUGAAUAAGUUAAAACUGUAGAAUUUACAAACUAAUUAGAAAAAUAUGAUAGAAAUGUCUGUAAAAUCUGUUCUAAUUAUAUGUUCUAUAGUUAUAUUUUCUGUGGAAAGUAUAUCUUAUUUAUAUUAACAAACAAGAUGCUUAAAAAAAGGAUGCAUUGCUCAUCAAAGUGUUUGUGCCUGUUCAAACCCUAAAAUUUCCCUCUAUAUUCGAUAUAAUAGUGAGGAAUUACAAACUAUGUUAACAACUUUAGAAUCUAAAGCAAAUUCAACAACGGGGUUAUGAUUACCAAAAAUACUUAUAUAAUUUCAAG